Molecule: messenger RNA, 1343 nt
Organism: Panthera uncia (snow leopard)
Lineage: Eukaryota; Metazoa; Chordata; Mammalia; Carnivora; Felidae
Gene: EIF5A
Product: eukaryotic translation initiation factor 5A
Exons: 6
Coding region: 206-670 (154 amino acids)
Biological process (GO): positive regulation of translational termination; positive regulation of translational elongation
Molecular function (GO): RNA binding; translation elongation factor activity; ribosome binding
Source: RefSeq, a predicted model, not a curated record
GCACGCUUGCGCGGCUGUCACAGGGCUGCUUGGUUGGUCAGUGGGGAGUCGGCGCCUGCGUACUAAGACCCGUGUGCAGCAGCGGCGGCGGCGGUAGAGGCGGCGGCGGCGGCGGCAGCGGGCUCGGAGGCAGCGGUUGGGCUCGCGGCGGGCGGACCGGGUCGAGUCAGUGCGUUCGCGCGAGUUGGAAUCGAAGCCUCUUAAAAUGGCAGAUGAUUUGGACUUCGAGACAGGAGAUGCAGGGGCCUCAGCCACCUUCCCGAUGCAGUGCUCAGCAUUACGUAAGAAUGGCUUUGUGGUGCUCAAAGGCCGGCCCUGUAAGAUCGUGGAGAUGUCUACCUCCAAGACUGGCAAGCACGGCCAUGCCAAGGUCCACCUGGUUGGUAUUGACAUCUUUACUGGCAAGAAAUACGAAGAUAUCUGCCCGUCGACUCAUAAUAUGGAUGUCCCCAACAUCAAAAGGAAUGAUUUCCAGCUGAUUGGCAUCCAGGAUGGGUAUCUAUCGCUGCUCCAGGACAGCGGGGAGGUGCGAGAGGACCUUCGUCUGCCCGAGGGAGACCUCGGCAAGGAGAUUGAGCAGAAGUAUGACUGCGGAGAAGAGAUCCUGAUCACGGUGCUGUCUGCCAUGACAGAGGAGGCAGCAGUUGCAAUCAAGGCCAUGGCGAAAUAACUGGCUCCCAGGGUGGCGGUGGCGGAAGCAGUGAUCCUCCAGCCUGCAGAGGCCCCCUUCCCCAGCCUGGCCCAGCUCCGGCCCAGCCCCGGGCUGGACUCCUCCUACACAAUUUAUUUGACGUUUUAUUUUGGUUUCCCCCACACCCCCUCAAUCUGUCGGGGAGCCCCUGCCCUUCAUCCUGCUCCCUUGGCCAGGAGUGAGUGACCCAUGGCCUUGGCGAAACUGUCCUCCUCUUCUCCCCUCGCACUACAGUCCUGGUCGGGGAGAGGGGGCGGGUGCUGCUUGUGGUUUAGUGGGUUUUGUUUGGUUUUUGUUUUCUUUCUUUUUUCUUUUUCUUUUUUUAAAUUCAAUCUGGAAUCAGAAAGCUGUGGAUUCUGGCAAAUGGUCCUUGUGCCCUUCCCCCACUCAUCCCUGCUCUGGUCCCUUGUUCCCCUUGGCCCUUUACCCCAAGCACCACCCCACAGACUGGGGACCAGCCCCCUCUCCUGCCUAUGUCUCUCCCCAAAUCCCUUUAGCUGGGGAGGGAAGAGGAGGAGAGGGGAGGGGACCUGCCCCCUCCUCAGGCAUCUGGGAGGGCCCUGCCCCCACGGGCUUCACCCUUUCCUGUGGGCUCUCUCCCCGACACAUUUGUUAAAAUCAAACCUGAAUAAAACUACAAGUUUAAUAUGAA